AUGUUUUCAAAUAAUGGUGUUUUGUAUAGCGAAGAAGGAAAUCUCGAAUUUAUUAAAUCUGUAGCAGAGGGUAUAACCAAAAAAGAACUUAGGUCUACUAUUUUUUGUUCACCUCUCAUUAAAGCAUCUGGAAAAGGUCAUCUUGAAGUUGUUAAAUAUCUUAUUUCUGUUGGUGCUGACAAAGAAACAAGAGAUCAAGAUAGAAACACUCCGCUUAUUAAAGCAUCCGAAAAUGGACAUCUUGAUGUUGUUAAUUAUCUUGUCUCUAUUGGAGCUGAUAAAGAUGUACAAGGUCUAUAUGGAAGAACACCGCUCAUUAUUGCAUCUUGGAAAGGCCAUCUUCAAGUAGUCGAAUAUCUUAUCUCUGUUGGCGCAGAUAUAGAAGCAAAGGAUUGUUUUGGCAAGACUUCAUUCUGUUAUGCUUCAGAAAAUUGA
Trichomonas vaginalis G3 is the source of this 435-nucleotide messenger RNA. Its product is annotated as ankyrin repeat protein family. The record is from RefSeq and is a predicted model, not a curated record. Bases 1 to 435 code for a protein of 144 amino acids. NCBI's taxonomy places the organism in Eukaryota, Parabasalia, Trichomonadida, Trichomonadidae. The transcript has a single exon. Gene Ontology annotation, molecular function: protein binding.